AUGGCACACGUCGAUGUCCCAGCGACUCAAAAGGCCUUUGUGCCACUAGAAAACAACCCGGAAGUAAUGUCCCACCUAGUCCACCAACUAGGCCUCGCCCCAAACCUAGGCUUCACAGACGUAUUCUCGAUCGACGAGCCCGACCUACUAGCAUUCGUCCCGCGCCCCUCCCAAGCCCUCCUCCUCGUCUUCCCCGUCUCCCAAACCUACGAAGCCUCCCGCGAAGCCGAAGACGCCUCCAAACCAACCUACACCGGCUCCGGGCCCUCCGAGCCCGUAAUGUGGUUCAAGCAAACCAUCCGGAACGCAUGCGGGCUGAUCGGGCUGCUGCACGCGGUCUCGAACGGCGAGGCCCGGAGACAUGUCAUCGCCGGCUCGGAUUUGGAUACGUUGCUCCGCGAAGCGGAGGGACUGGAGCCCGCGCCGCGCGCGGAUCUGCUGUAUGAUAGUAAGGCGCUGGAAAGUGCGCAUGCUGAUGCGGCGAAAUUGGGGGAUACGGCUGCGCCGUUGGCGGAGGAUAAUGUUGAUUUGCAUUUUGUUGCUUUUGUUAGGGGGCUUGAUGGGACACUUUGGGAGUUGGAUGGGAGGAGGAAGGGGCCGUUGGCUAGGGGGGUUUUGAAGGAAGGGGAGGAUGCGCUUAGUGAGGCUGCGUUGAAGUUGGGGGUUAGGAGGUUUUUGAAGAUGGAGGCGCAAGGUGGGAAUCCGGAUUUGAGGUUUAGUUUGGUUAGUUUGGGGCCUUUGUUUGAUUAG
This is a messenger RNA of Penicillium egyptiacum, 750 nucleotides long. NCBI's taxonomy places the organism in Eukaryota, Fungi, Ascomycota, Eurotiomycetes, Eurotiales, Aspergillaceae. The record is from the annotation of a GenBank genome assembly.